AAAUUGUCGGGGACUUUAUUUUGACCAUAUAAAAGAUAAAAUUAAUUGAUUUUAAGCAGUAAAAGGAAAAAUAAUGAUACAUUUAUGAAUUUUGGCUAAAAACACUAUUUGCAUUGGGUUUGUACACAAAUUCACGUUUUUUUGUAAUUUUGGGUCUGCAUGCACUUACAAAAUGUUGCGUAAUUUCGGAACCGCGUACCCGGGGGUCACAAUUUUGGUCUCAAAAGUUGCGCGAGACUUAAAAGUAGUCAGCGAGCGACGCGGUCAAAAAAUUUCAAGCGGCGGAUUUAUCGCAAAAAAUGUCGAGGGGCCGGGGGGGGGGGGGCUGAAUCAGCCCCCCAGUCUUCUUAGGGUUAACCCAUAUUAACCCCAUACUAUCUUUUUUUUUAUUCACACUGUCUUUCUUAACCCCAUACUAUUUUCUUAGCCGGGGUCAACGCCUUCACCCCGGACUAUCACAUAGCUCAUGAAUACUGAUGAUUUUACCGGGCAGAGUGCGAUUAACGUGCAAUUUUGACUUAUGUGAUUAGCUAAUGCUUAGCCACACUUUUCAUUAGCCCAGUUUCGUUCACACUGCAUCUCUAAGCACCGCGAUUGUGCUGCUAGCACCACAAUAAGCCGGCUAACCCUGCUUUUUUGCAGGGCCUGAUAGUACCGUACUAUUUACCGUGCUAGCCCACUUUGCUAAAACGUAGUGUGAAAACAAAGCGGGCUAAGCUUAACCCCGGGAAAUUGGUGGGGCUAAGACCCCCCUUAGCCCCACCAACUUGCAGGUAUUAAGCAAGAAAGAAUGUAGUGUGAAAAGCAAAUAUGCUUCUCAUGGAAAAAACGCAGUAUCUACAUUUGCACAAGUUGAGAAUAUUAAGCAUACUAUUUUAUUCUUUCAAAGUCCUCGAAAAAAUAUUUCUUAAGUAUUCCUUUAUCGUCAAUUGCAGAUUGUGUAUGUGCCUAUUUCAGGCCCCAAGAAACCCCACAAAAGUUGUUGUAUUUUGAGAUAUUGACGUAUUUAGAUUUAAAGCGAAUGCUCAGUUUCCCAGUGGAAAAACGCAGUAUCUACAGAUGAAUAACAUGUUACUUAAAUUCAUAUUUAUCAUAAAUUACUCAGUCGAUAUUGCUUCACUACCAAAAGAAUGUACAUAUGUAAUUAAAGGGAAAAUAAUAGCUUAGAUGCAUGGAGGGCGCCCUUUACCAAGAAGGACGCCCUCUGUGGUAAUUUUACUACAGAGGGCAUGAUUUGUAGAGGGUGCACUGAUCUGUAUUGCCCCAGUAUUUCUAAGCUAGUAAAUACACAAAAAUCUAAGUACAAACUCAAAAGUUAUAAAAGAUAAACACAGCAACUCGGGAGACUUGUUAAUUGCAUUCUUUACAAGAAUUAAUGUUAUGUGUAAUUUUUGAAACCAUUUUGGGGGAUUUUAUCACAGAGAGCGCCCUUGUUAGUAGAGCGUGCCAUUCGUGUUCCUAAGCUAUUAUUUUUCCCCUGACGUACACAUUGAUUCGUUAUUUCAUUGUAAUGAAAACUGAAUGGAAUUCUCUUUUCUUCUGUAGAUACUGCGUUUUUUCCAUGGGGAAACCGUGCAUUCGGUUCGAAUUUCCCCAAAGUAUCUACAUUUUCUUCAAUAUCUAAAAAACAACAACCAAUAUUUGUUAUUUGGGGCUUGAAAUAGGCACAUAUUAUAUGCUCUUCAAUUUCAUUAUUACAGAAUACUGAGAAAUAAAAUAGUUUUGAGCGGCUAUGAAAAAAAAAACCGCCGUAAAAAUGCUUAAUAUUUCAACUCGUGCAAAAUGUAGAUAUUGUGUUUUUCCAUAGGGGGUAGAUUUUAUUUCCAACAUGUUUUUAGAAUAAUGAUUAUCUUGGAACUUAUGUUUAAUCAGUUCAUUCUAUAUACAACGUUCAAAGGUCGGAAAUUAAGUUCCAAAUUAUCAAUAUUGCCUUUUUGUAAUGUUUGUGUACAAGGUCAGUUGUUAUACUUUAUGUAGUUCUCUUCAAUUCAGAACUAAUCUAAUUUAAGAACCAUGCCCCUCGUUCAUCUUUAGAAGCCGACUUCGCCUAAAGUCAAGAUCGCAAAAAAAUAAUUUAAGACGAAUUUCGACUUCAAUACCAGUCAGGAACUCGGAAAAUGUAACGUUAGGUCUAAAACAGUUGAGAAAAGACAGCAGAAAUUACACUGAAUUCGCUGCUGGGUUAUGAUAUCAUAUUUGCGCUCAAAAUGUGCGAUUUUGGUAUCAAAUUGAAGAGUAGAAUUCAUUGAAAACUUACCCAUGCAUGCUGCAACACUAAAAAAUAACACCAAGCUGCACGCUGUAAGUUUGUUGACCCCUUGCAGAAUCUCGUUUUUUCUCGUGAUACACGAAGAGUUCGAAUUCGGCCAAACCGGCGAACGGGAAGUUGAACGGGAUCCCAGCUGUAGCUCAUUAGCAUACGCUGUGCGGACUGACUGUUAACGCAACUCGUUCGUUUGUAUUUUUCUCUCACUUAACCAAAAUGGCCGAUUCCGAACAAACCCCGGUUAAAAUAAUCGCUUGGGUCUUGCCAAGAACCAUCUCGACGGCUCUAUGCAAGUGUCUGAGUGGCGUUGAAGGAAUAGAAAUAUGGUUUGAACGGUUUACACGAGCGUACAGUGUGAAGAAUGAUUACGAGAAUCGGACGGGUGAUAAAAUGCCCCUGGAAUAUGAAGGUAAUGAAGAGAAAGUACGGGAAGCUACCAAGUUGUUUGGGCGUCUCAGUGGAACUGACUUAGUCCCAGAACGAGUGGUAUACGAUUACGUGAAGAAGGACAUUGAACGGUCCACUAGCAAGUAUAUAUUUGCCAAAGAAGGGUAUCUCGCUUUUGAAGACAAGGCAACUCGACCAUACCUACCAUCCGGAUUCAAACACGUGUUCUUCAUUCGGGAUCCUUAUAGAUUGUAUACUUCCUACAGAAUAGCCAUGUACAAACACCUCACAAACGUUGGUAUCCGAACGGGUGAUCCGGACGACGAAGAGGCAUUCGACAUUGAAUACGAUGACCCAAUCGCGAAGGCAAACAAUUUUUACAGCGGAGCCUUAGAAUUCUUGAAAUACGUUCGAGACAACCUGGACCCCGACCCAAUUGUCAUCAACACAAACGAUCUAUUGGCCAACCCUGCGAAGGUACUGAAGAAGUUCUGUCACCUGACCGGUCUUCCCUACAGUGAUUCACUACUUCAUUGGGAUGCCUCUCCGGACAUCACCAAGACCUGGAAGACAGCGAGCGACGACAUCAUCAAGUUGUCCGUUGCCUUCUUUGAAACGGCAGUCUUCUCAGACGGGUUUCUCCCGCUAAAGCCAACCGUCCCAGUAGAAAAGAUGCCACGAGAUGUUAUCCGACUAUCCAAGCAAGCUAUGCCCUAUUACGAAGAACUGAAUAAGAUGAAAAUAUGAAUAAAAAUCUGAAACAUCCGUUGACUAAUGAAAGGAUGAAGAUUGUUGUAGAACAUAAAUAUUUUCAUGAAAAAAUAAGCCCUCUUCCAAAAUUGAGCAAUACGUUAAUUGCCCCUUCUCUUUUUUGUAAUGUAUGUAUGUUAUGGAACUUCUAAUUGUAUUACUAAGGUCUUAUGUUUGAAAAAAAAAUCAUAUUAAAUUUGCGCAGACACUUUCAAGAUACAUGUAACUGUGACUGAAAAAAAAUUAACAACAUGAUUUAUAUUUUCUAAUGGCGACUCCUAUUGUAACACAUGGAGUCUGUGAAAUAAAAUUCGGAUGGUGAUCCAGCAUUUUCACUAUUUGAAGCAUAAAAUGACGACUAUCUAAUAUACAAUUUUCCCAGGGCUUCAUUUUCGAAACAUAACAAAAAGUAAUUCUAACAAUUCUGACUAUACAUCUUAGAUUGUUUAAUUUUGAAUUAUUGUCAAAUCAUGUCUUAGGAUAACGAUAGAAUGAGACUGUAUGGUUUGAUGGUCCAAAACAAUUGAAUACUUUGAUAUCGAACUUCUUAAAUAGUAAUGGAACACUUUAGUUUGUUAUAUAAUUUGAUUUAUAUUCUUAUGUAAAUGUAAUCAUGCUCUUAUGAUUUUAUCUGUGUUGACUUUUGUAACUUUCAUAUUUUCAAAGUCUAUUAUACCCCCCUUCCACAAAUGGUAGAUGGCGAUAGACCAUUACCAUACACUCUCCGAUAUCCAGCAUCCAUAUCCUGUUCAAUUGUGUAAUGUAAAAAUGCCGUUAAAACAGAAGUGUACCCCCUCCCCCGUUUUGAAAGUGAAGACCUUUUUCUUUCUUUUUUUUCAUGUAAAAUUUUGUCAUAGACGAAAUUUCCUUAAUUUUGGGUUGAAAACCUUUUUUAUUUAUUUUUUUUUGCUUGUCAAAUUUUUCCUCGGGAAAAUGUGCCUCCAUUUGGGAAAAUCCUGGAUCCGCCCCUGUUCUACUGUUUAACCUCGGUGUGUUUGUAAAUAAGGGGAUAUCUCUUCACAUAUUCUGCUUCUUUUUUUAACUUGAUCUCAUAUUUACUUUCACUUUUUGCUGAUAAUUAUAUUUAUCAUUUAUUAUGUGUGCCUGUGCUCACAUUGAUUUUUUUUACUGAAAUAAAAAUUUCUGUGAAAAUAAC
Lytechinus pictus (painted urchin) is the source of this 4559-nucleotide messenger RNA. RefSeq lists its product as uncharacterized. Lineage: Eukaryota; Metazoa; Echinodermata; Echinoidea; Temnopleuroida; Toxopneustidae. The record is from RefSeq and is a predicted model, not a curated record. The transcript is spliced from 2 exons. Bases 2483 to 3400 code for a protein of 305 amino acids.